Molecule: messenger RNA, 2894 nt
Organism: Branchiostoma belcheri (Belcher's lancelet)
Lineage: Eukaryota; Metazoa; Chordata; Leptocardii; Amphioxiformes; Branchiostomatidae
Product: RNA polymerase II-associated factor 1 homolog
Exons: 1
Coding region: 50-670 (206 amino acids)
Source: RefSeq, a predicted model, not a curated record
UAAGGCUGUCACUGAACGUGCAACGUCAUUCUUACGAAGAUCACCAACCAUGCCGCACGAGUGUGACGUCUGUGGCAGAGAGUUCAGUCGAAAAGCAAACCUCGCACGUCAUCGCGAUACGAUACACGGAGACGUGGCAGAAAUGUCUUCGGGAGAAGAGAGCAUGGACACCGAGCCGGGUUCUUACCGAUCCGCUGACAUAUUUGACGACACCGACGACCUGUCGGAGGAGGCAACGACAGAGCAUGACACGGAGUCACUUGAAUCUUACGAGGAAUGUGAAGUUUCAGAAGAAGAUGAGUCUGUGGUGGACUCUCAGGAGGUAGAGUCAGCGACAGAAACUGACAGCGAUCAAAGUGGUUCCGAGAGUGAUGCAAGCUCGAUGGUGUCUUCCAGCCCGGCUCCUUCUGAUGAAAGUGAAGAGUACGGCUACGACAGUGGUGACGAGGAAGAGUGGACCCUCUAUCGCGACUGGACCAUUCCACUAACUCACGAUCCAGGCGAUGUCCCUCAACGCGUGAUCAAGGAGACAAAACGCGCUGGCAAAAAGUUUAUUCUUGUAGAAUUUGCUGCCUUGCCUCCACUUUACAGUUAUGAGAUAAUUCACAGCAAGAACUGGGUCUCAGAGCAGACAUUGAUGAAAAAAUACGGCUUUCUUGUUCUGAAGUAAUACAACAUUGUCCUUCCAUCGAUAGUAACAUUUUCCUAAUAGCUAAUGCACUGUUGAUACACAUGUACCAUCUCGUCAAUAGAUAGAUAUUGAAAAGAGUGAUUCACGACAUUAAUAUGUACGUAAUGAGUGACUCACGACAUUAAUAUGUACGUAAUGAGUGAUUCACGACAUUAAUAUGUACGUAAUGAGUGACUCACUACAUAUGUAAUAUGUACGUAAUGAGUGACUCACUACAUUAAUAUGUACGUAAUGAGUGACUCACUACAUUAAUAUGAACGCAAUGAGUGACUAAUGAUAAUAUGUACACAAUGAAUGACUCACGAUAUCGUUAUGCACGUAAUGAGUGACUCAUCGUGUUAUUAUGACAAAGCUUUAUAGUCAUGAAGCGAAUAAACACAAUAUUACGUCACAGGAAUAAUGUUUGUUGUUUUUGAUCAGUAUGUGUGGUUGUGUGGACUGUCAGACGUAGGAAAGAUAGUAUAAAUAUGGGUGUCGCACGACUUAAGAGUCAUUCGCGAAGAUGAAUAUUCAGUUAAAGUUGCCAUGUCGCCUCGUCUGUAGCGGAUGCUCUGGGUCAGGGAAGUCGUACUUCGUACAGAAACUGUUAACGUCGGGAGCUGAAUGGUUGGAUCCGGGACCGUUCGAACACGUGGUGUGGUGUUAUUCAGAAUACCAGGAAAAUCUUCACAGCGAACUCAGCUCUAAAUUGGGGCCAAAGCUUCAGUUUCAAGAAGGUCUUCCUGAAAACUGGAAUGACGUUACGAAGCCGGGAUGUCGUAACGCUAUUGUAAUUGAUGAUCAAAUGGAAGACGUAGUGAAGGGAGACAAGGUCACAAAAUUAUUCACUCGGGCCAGCCGUCACAGAGGCAUAUCGGUUUUCUUGUUAGUGCAAAACCUCUUCUACCAGGGGCUCAGAACGAUCAGUCUUAACUCUAGUUAUAUCGUCCUGUUUAAAUCUCCCAGAGAUCAGAGUAUGGUUACUACACUGGCCAAGCAGAUGUUCCCCGGACAUAGCAAAUUCCUGCAAGAAUGUUACGAGGACGCCGUCAAUAAGAAGACUCACGGUCAUUUGUUCCUUGACCUGCAUCCGGAAUCACCUAAUGAGUUGCGCGUGAGAAGUGGUAUGCUCACCCCUCAACCCUACGUGUACCUGAGGAAAUAAUAAAACGCCGUGUCGAGCACUCUCAGCUGUCACAACGAGUCGAGAUGUCACAUAGACUACAUCGUCACGCAGACUGUCUUCGCGUCUUGAGCAAAGCCAACCCCAAAUUGCGGAAAGCUAUUCUGUCGACAGCCCCAAACGAUCUUCUAAAGUCGAUUUGCGACUGUUCACACAACGUCCUGAAAGGAAACAUCCGUCUCACACCAGGACAAAAGAAAGGCCUGUCCCGACACAAGAGCACUCUACGCCAGCUUGGCGACAAGAAAAUUCCACUGUCCAAGAAAAGACAGACGUUGGUUCAAAAGGGCGGGUUCCUGUCCCUGCUGCUCAGUCCGAUCAUUUCGGCCAUCACGUCUCUGUUUGGUGGGAAGAAAUAACGGACAACUGCGUCAUGGAGUACGGCAGAAAGAUGGCCCUUGUUCCUCAAGAAUUGCUUUCCACGAUCCAGGCCAAACAACAGGAAGAGAUGACCCCACUGGUGAAAUCGGCUUUAAGUGUGGACGGUCAAAUGCAAGACGUGAUGUCGCGCCAAGAUUUAGGCGAUGACGAGAAAGCAACACUGUACCAACAGCUCCUCCAGCGGUAUCUCACGUACAGAGACAAACGACGAGCCGAGCCAGUCAGUGUCAGGUUGGUAACUUCGAACUCCACCCCUGCUGCCACCGUCACCGCUACGAACAAUGUCGCUAAAGAUGAAGGGUCCACCACCACCUCUCCCAGCACCGCCUCGGCUACCGGUAAAGAAGACAAGGCCAUAUUGGCGGCUUUCCCCAAAACCAUGAAAGCGCGCGCCCAACAGUUGCUCAACGUCAUCAAACACAAGGGAGGGGACAUUCUCGAUUACAACCAACACGGAGAGCUUCUCUACGAUAAACAAGUAGUUCCCGGAUCCCAGAUCUCGGAUCUCUUAAGAGAUGUGAUUCAACGGAGACAGAAUUUCAACCCCAUUGGAUGGCGAGCCUUCAGCAGAGGGCUGGCACGCAUAAACACGCCAGAGGCCGCCAUAAGACACCCAACCCGACUGGCUGUGAUUAAGAAACACAAGGCGCGUGCUGCUCU